AUGGAGGUGGCUGUGGAGAAGGCGGCGACGGCGGCCGCGGCGGUUUCGGCGGUCGCCGCCGCCGCCGCCGGGGGACCGUCGGCGGCCGCAGCGCCGAGCGGAGAGAACGAGGCCGAGAGCCGGCAGGGCCCGGACUCGGAGCGCGGAGGCGAGGCGGCGCGGCUCAACCUGUUGGACACUUGCGCCGUGUGCCGCCUGAACAUCCAGAGCCGCGCGCCCAAGCUGCUGCCCUGCCUGCACUCCUUCUGCCAGCGCUGCCUGCCCGCGCCGCAGCGCUACCUCAUGCUGCCGGCGCCCAUGCUGGGCUCGGCCGACACCCCGCCGCUGCUGCCCGGGCCCGGUUCGCCGGGCGGCGGCUCCUCGCCGUUCGCCACCCAAGUGGGAGUCAUUCGAUGUCCAGUUUGCAGCCAAGAAUGUGCAGAGCGACACAUCAUAGAUAAUUUUUUUGUGAAGGAUACUACUGAGGUUCCCAGUAGUACAGUCGAAAAAUCUAAUCAGGUGUGUACAAGCUGUGAGGACAAUGCAGAAGCAAAUGGGUUUUGUGUAGAGUGUGUUGAAUGGCUCUGUAAGACAUGCAUCAGAGCUCAUCAAAGGGUGAAGUUCACAAAAGACCAUACUGUGAGACAGAAAGAGGAAGUAUCUCCAGAAGCAGUUGGUGUAACCAGUCAGCGACCAGUGUUUUGUCCUUUUCAUAAGAAGGAGCAGCUAAAGCUUUACUGUGAAACAUGUGACAAACUGACAUGUCGGGAUUGCCAGUUAUUAGAACAUAAAGAGCAUAGAUACCAAUUUAUAGAAGAAGCUUUUCAGAAUCAGAAAGUGAUCAUAGAUACACUGAUCACCAAAUUGAUGGAAAAAACAAAGUAUAUCAAAUUCACAGGGAAUCAGAUCCAGAACAGGAUAAUUGAAGUAAAUCAAAAUCAAAAGCAAGUGGAACAAGAUAUUAAAGUUGCUAUAUUUACAUUAAUGGUAGAAAUAAAUAAAAAAGGAAAAGCUCUACUGCAUCAGCUUGAGAGCCUGGCAAAGGACCAUCGCAUAAAACUUAUGCAACAACAACAGGAAGUGGCUGGACUCUCUAAACAGUUGGAACAUGUCAUGCAUUUUUCUAAAUGGGCAGUUUCCAGUGGCAGCAGUACAGCACUACUUUAUAGCAAGCGACUGAUUACAUACCGGUUACGGCAUCUCCUUCGAGCAAGAUGUGAUGCUUCCCCAGUGACCAACAAUACCAUCCAAUUUCACUGUGAUCCUGGUUUCUGGGCUCAAAAUAUCCUCAAUUUAGGUUCUUUAGUAAUUGAAGAUAAAGAGAGUCAACCACAAAUGCCUAAGCAGAAUCCUGUCAUGGAACAGAGUUCACAGCCACAAGGUGGUUUAUCUUCAAACCAGUUAUCCAAGUUUCCAACACAGAUCAGCCUAGCUCAGUUACGACUCCAGCAUAUGCAGCAACAGCAACCCCCUCCACGUUUGAUAAAUUUUCAGAAUCACAGCCCUAAACCCAGUGGACCAGUUCUCCCUCCUCAUUCUCAACAGCUGAGAUAUCCACCAACUCAGACUAUGCCACGACAACAAGCAAUAAAGCCCAACCCCCUACAGAUGGCCUUCUUGGCUCAACAAGCAAUAAAACAGUGGCAGAUUAGCAGUGGGCAGGCCCCCCCAUCAACUGCCAAUAGCACAUCCUCUACUCCUUCUAGUCCCACCAUUACUAGUGCAGCAGGAUAUGAUGGAAAGGCUUUUGGUUCACCCAUGAUUGAUUUGAGCUCACCAGUGGGAGGUUCCUAUAAUCUUCCUUCUCUGCCAGAUAUUGACUGUUCAAGUACUAUUAUGCUGGACAAUAUUGUGAGGAAGGAUACUACUAUAGAUCAUGGCCAGCCAAGACCACCCUCAAACAGAACUGUCCAGUCACCAAAUUCAUCAGUCCCAUCUCCAGGUCUUGCAGGACCUGUUACUAUGACAAGUGUACAUCCGCCAAUACGUUCACCUAGUGCCUCGAGUGUUGGGAGUCGAGGAAGCUCUGGCUCUUCUAGCAAACCAGCAGGAGCUGACUCGACACACAAAGUCCCAGUGGUCAUGUUGGAGCCAAUCCGAAUAAAACAAGAAAAUGGUGGACCAUCUGAAAAUUACGAUUUUCCUGUUGUGAUAGUGAAACAAGAAUCAGAUGAAGAAUCUAGGCCUCAAAAUACCAACUAUCCAAGAAGCAUACUCACCUCCCUGCUCUUAAAUAGUAGUCAGAACUCUGCUUCUGAUGAGUCUGUACUAAGGUCAGAUGCCCCUGAUAGUACAGGAGAUCAGCCUGGACUUAACCAGGAAAAUUCCUCAAAUGGAAAGUGGCUGGAUGCCUCCCAAAAGUCACCUCUUCAUGUUGGAGAGACAAGGAAAGAAGAAGACCCCAAUGAGGACUGGUGUGCAGUUUGUCAGAAUGGAGGGGAACUCCUGUGCUGUGAGAAGUGUCCCAAAGUAUUUCAUCUUUCUUGUCAUGUGCCCACAUUGGCAAAUUUUCCAAGUGGAGAGUGGAUUUGCACUUUCUGCCGAGACUUAUCCAAACCAGAAGUUGAAUAUGAUUGUGAUGCUCCCAGUCACAACUCAGAAAAAAAGAAAACAGAAAGCCUUGGUAAAUUAACACCAAUAGAUAAAAGGAAGUGUGAACGCCUACUUUUAUUUCUUUAUUGCCAUGAAAUGAGCCUGGCUUUUCAAGACCCAGUUCCUCUAACUGUGCCUGAUUAUUACAAAAUAAUUAAAAACCCAAUGGACUUGUCAACUAUCAAGAAAAGACUACAAGAAGAGUAUUACAUGUAUACAAAGCCUGAGGAUUUUGUAGCUGACUUUAGAUUAAUCUUUCAGAACUGUGCUGAAUUCAAUGAGCCUGAUUCAGAAGUAGCCAGCGCUGGUAUAAAGCUUGAAAGCUAUUUCGAAGAACUUCUAAAAAACCUUUAUCCAGAAAAACGGUUUCCUAAACUUGAAUUCAGGAAUGAAUCAGAAGAUAAUAAAUUUAGUGAUGACUCAGACGAUGACUUUGUACAGCCUCGGAAGAAACGCCUCAAAAGUGUAGAGGAUCGCCAGUUACUUAAAUAA
This is a messenger RNA of Pipistrellus nathusii (Nathusius's pipistrelle), 3063 nucleotides long. The record is from the annotation of a GenBank genome assembly. Lineage: Eukaryota; Metazoa; Chordata; Mammalia; Chiroptera; Vespertilionidae.